Molecule: messenger RNA, 3285 nt
Organism: Anolis carolinensis (green anole)
Lineage: Eukaryota; Metazoa; Chordata; Lepidosauria; Squamata; Anolidae
Product: sodium/hydrogen exchanger 9B2-like
Exons: 13
Coding region: 571-2196 (541 amino acids)
Biological process (GO): proton transmembrane transport
Cellular component (GO): membrane
Molecular function (GO): antiporter activity
Source: RefSeq, a predicted model, not a curated record
UCUCCAGUGUAGCUGCACCUUUUGAGGUGGAACAAUCCACUAGGAUUGUGCCACUGCUGGUGUUGCAUUAUUCUGCAAAAAUAGACACACACUCACACGCCCUAAUGCUAGUAGUAUUUUCCUAGGGAGGGGAAUUUUCCCCCAGCGCUGCCUCUUGCCGUUUGAUAGGUCAGAUUUUCCCCGCUGCCUGGCUUUUUCCAACAGAAGCCGAGCCCUUUCUUUAUAUCUCGGGUCGUUGUUUGGCGGGGAAGAGGGAGAAAGCCGUCCGAAGGAUGAAGCCGGCACAGACCGGGAGCUUCCCAGCUGGCCUCCCACGAGGGUUUGGCUUCCACGGAUUGAAUGGGUUGCGGGGGAAAGGCCUUGGAGAUUAAACUGCCUGCAGCCGCUUCUCGAGCCCCUCUGCAGAGGACCCUCCCCACGGAUCAGCUGCACUGAGUCUCUCUCCACAGCACAAGCGAAAAAAUACGUUAAAGUGUUCCAGUGGGCAAGCUAAAGAGAAUCUUGAUAAAUGGCCUGCACUUCCACUUCCUGCUGAAUAGUUGAAGGUGAUCAAAAUCAUGGUUGUUCAAAAUGGCUGAAGAUCAGAUAGUAGAGAAUGAGGAAACAGCGCCUUCUGCCAACAUGGAUGGCAAUCCUGUGAAUCAAGUUAUUCAGGAAGUUGGUGCUGCAGAUCCCAAGACUGCUGAUGGCAACAUACAAAGCGAACAAACAGCUCUACUGAGCAGCUAUAGACCACAAGCCCAGGAACCACUGCCUGAGCCAACAACACUGGGCAGAAUGAAGCAAAUCUGUGCUUGUCCACCCCAAGGCAUACUUGCAAAAAUUGUAACCUAUGGAACAGCAAUAGUGCUGGUCUGGGCUGUGAUUUGGUCUAUUACAGGCGAUGAAUGUCUUCCGGGUGGGAAUCUCUUUGGAAUUUUGUUCCUCUUCUUUUUUGCUGUAAUCGGUGGUAAACUUAUGGGUCUGAUUAAAUUACCUGGUUUACCUCCCUUCCCUCCACUUCUUGGAAUGCUACUUGUUGGAUUCCUCAUCAGAAAUGUCCCAUACAUCACUGAUAUAGUCCAGAUUAAGGUGAAAUGGGGAGCAACCUUGAGAAACAUUGCCCUCUCUGUUAUUUUGGUUCGUGCUGGCCUUGGCCUUGACCCAAAGGCUCUGAAAAAAUUAAAGGCUGUCUGUUUAAGGCUGAGCAUGGGGCCCUGUCUCACUGAAGCUUGUAUAGCAGCUGUUAUGUCUCACGUCCUCAUGCACCUGCCUUGGCAAUGGGGCUUUAUGUUAGGAUUUGUUUUAGGUGCUGUGUCUCCUGCUGUUGUGGUCCCUUCAAUGUUGGUUUUACAAGCAGGAGGAUAUGGUGUUGACAAAGGUGUCCCAACCUUGCUGAUGGCUGCCGGAAGCUUUGAUGACAUUCUGGCCAUCACGGGUUUCAAUACCUGCUUAGGCAUUGCCUUCUCUUCAGGCUCCACCCUUGAUAAUAUCCUCCGUGGUUUGCUGGAAGUUGCAGUUGGUAUAGCCGCUGGGGGCCUUUUGGGAAUUUUUGUUCGCUACUUCCCAAGCAAGGAUCAGGAAUCACUUGUAUGGAAGAGAGCAUUCUUUGUGAUGUCUCUUUCUAUGUUUGCUGUCUUUGGCAGCAUGUAUUUUGGAUUCCCUGGAACUGGAGGACUCUGCACAAUCGUUUUAGCAUUUCUGGCUGGGAUAGCGUGGUCCGAUGAGAAAAAAGAGGUAGAAAAAAUUAUUGCAGUUGCCUGGGAGAUUUUCCAGCCUUUUCUCUUUGGUUUAAUUGGAGCUGAAAUAACCGUUGCAUCACUUAAGCCUGAAACUGUUGGGCUUUGUGUGGCCACACUAUUUGUUGGAUUGGCAGCCCGAAUUACAGCCACAUUCCUCUUGGUGUGUUUUGCUGGCUUUAACAUUAAGGAGAAGAUAUUUAUUUCUUUGGCAUGGAUUCCCAAAGCAACUGUGCAGGCUGCAAUUGGUUCAGUUGCUUUAGAUACAGCACGAACUCAACAAGAUGAAGCAUUAGAAAAAUAUGGCAUGGAUGUCUUGACGGUUGCUUUCCUGGCAAUCUUGAUCACAGCUCCAAUUGGAGCACUAAUAAUUGGCCUGGCUGGGCCCCAACUUCUCCACAAAGCCAACAAGGACAAUGGUGAUGAAGAUCAUGGAGAAACAGCAGGAGAAGAAAUGGCAACGCAUGGGUCAGUAUAGGGAAGGAUUAGGUCUCAGUCUCCUGCCCGUAUUACACUCAAUUGAUAUUCAGAGCUUUUUAGGAGUAAACAUGCUGCAGAGUGGUACGCAGAAGGCUGAAGGCCUUUAAUAUACCUGAUAGGUCCUUCAAAAACAGCAACUCAGGUACCAGUGAAAAUGUAUGGUUACAUAACAUCAGUAUCCAAAUUCUUCUUCAUCUUCAAUAUUGGGUUUCUGAAGAGUAGCUGCCCCAAGCAAAAUUUCUAGAUUGAAUCUACAGAUUGACACCUAGAAUAAGGUAGUGGCUUGACUGUGAGAUGUGAAUGCCAACUAGCAAGGAUGUCUGAUGUAUUUGAUAUGACUCCCAAGACAAAUGCUUUGAAGUAGAAAGAUGCAUAAGAUCAAUACUGGAAGAAAAUAUAGUUAAACCCCCAUAUUUAUGGAAGAUGUUCCAGGAUGGACCAUGGUUACCAGAAACUGCAGAUAUGAACCAACCUCAUUAAAGUAUUGUAUUUGACUAAUACACUAGAGUUGCAUUGGAGGACAAUACAGACUCCUAAAGAGGUAAUUGCCAUAAGAUUUUUUUAUCCAAUUCCCCUUACAGUGCAAACCCUUCCAAGUUUAUUCAGAAGUAUAGUAGAAUCUCGCUUAUCCAACAUAAACGGGCCUGCAGAAUGUUGGAUAAUUAAAAAUGGUGGAUAAUAAGGAGAGAUUAAGGAAAAGCCUAUUAAAUGUCAAAUUAUUUAUUUAUGAAUUUAGCACCAAAACAUGCAAUGUAUUGAAAACAUUGAAUACAAAAACCCUAACUCCUAAAAGGCAGGCUGUGUUGGAUAAUACACAACGUUGGAUAAACAAAGUUUGGAUAAGCGAGACUCUACUGUAAAUCCUACUGUUGAAUGGAGCAUAGCCCAGGUAAGUAUUUAUAGGAUUGUGGCCUCAAUUAUGAUGGAUAAUCCAUCUUAUUUAAUGUGAAAAAUAUUGUAAUGAUAUCGGGCAUCAAGCAUUAUCUUGGAAAAGGCCUCUCCCUGUUUUCACGCAGUGCCUUUUUUGUUGUCUGAACUUUUCAUAAGUGCUUGUGAUAAAAAAUAAAGAAGAUCCACUUCUGUCUGA